Messenger RNA from Rana temporaria (common frog), 1734 nucleotides. RefSeq names its product transforming protein RhoA-like. The record is from RefSeq and is a predicted model, not a curated record. Gene Ontology annotation, cellular component: dendritic spine; cleavage furrow. The transcript has 5 exons. Gene Ontology annotation, molecular function: GTPase activity; GTP binding. NCBI's taxonomy places the organism in Eukaryota, Metazoa, Chordata, Amphibia, Anura, Ranidae. Gene Ontology annotation, biological process: small GTPase-mediated signal transduction; stress fiber assembly; cell migration. Bases 109 to 690 code for a protein of 193 amino acids.
GGGUCUGUCAGUUUGGGGCGGAACAGGCUGUGAUUGGCGGGCGGGGCGGAACGCUGGACACGUCACAGCUGGUCGGACGGGUGGAAGCAGCGGGAUAGAGCUGACGUAAUGGCUGCCAUACGUAAAAAGCUUGUGAUUGUUGGAGAUGGAGCUUGCGGGAAGACUUGUCUGCUCAUCGUGUUCAGCAAGGAUCAGUUCCCUGAAGUCUAUGUGCCCACCGUGUUUGAGAAUUACGUAGCAGAUAUCGAAGUUGAUUCCAAACAGGUGGAGCUAGCACUGUGGGAUACCGCCGGUCAGGAAGACUACGAUCGCCUUCGACCCCUGUCCUAUCCCGAUACUGAUGUCAUUCUUAUGUGCUUCUCCAUAGACAGCCCUGAUAGCUUGGAGAAUAUCCCAGAGAAGUGGACUCCGGAAGUGAAGCAUUUUUGCCCCAAUGUGCCUAUAAUUCUGGUGGGAAACAAGAAGGACUUAAGGAACGAUGAACACACUCGUCGUGAGCUGGCUAAAAUGAAACAGGAACCAGUGAAGCCAGAAGAAGGCCGGGACAUGGCCAAUAGGAUCGGAGCAUUUGGCUACCUGGAAUGCUCUGCCAAAACAAAGGACGGUGUGCGGGAAGUGUUUGAGAUGGCAACAAGAGCUGCUCUACAGGCCAAACGAGGGCGUAAGAAAAACACGUGCAAUCUGCUUUAAGAUGCAACCGAGUCUCAAAAAAGGAAACAACCUCCCCCCACCACCCCUUUUCCUCAUGCACUCCACCUGCUUCCCCUCUCUGCCAAUGCAACUCCCACCUGCAAAGUGGGCCGACGAGGGGUCCAUUGCAAAAGCUGCGUACCCCUCCUUCAAUGUCAGCCACACUGCCUUAUUCUGAGGAAGCCUCCACGAUGGGGAAGGGGAAGCCAGUGCCACUUUCUGCGGGUCCUCUCCACGUUGGACACAGGUGAGGAGAUCUGCUCCACCACCCAUCCUACAGGACCUUUAUCAAGCAAGGGUUGCUCUCCUGUGCCAUGUGUGCCAUGUGUUCUAGGACUCUGAAAGGAGUUGGGUAGGCAGGUGCCAUUUUUUUUUCUUUCUUUUUUUUUUUGCAGGAUUUCUUUUUGGGGGGGUUGGAGGGCAGCGCCCAGUGCUGUUUUGGCCUCUCCAGAAGCUUGUGCUUGAUCUGGGGUGCAUAGCAGCAAAAUUUUUUUGGGGGGGGGGGACUUUAUUCUGCUUCACAAAAACUGAUCUUCCCUUUCUAUAUAAAUAUAUAUGUCUCAGAUGUUUGUACAUUGCUUUGCCGGGCCCAGUCUCUCUAGCUGUCGUCGGCGUGUGGGCUCUCCAGCUGGCAUGGCCAUGCUGGGACUCCUAUUCCUUUGAAUCAUGAGAGCCAAAAGCUGCCAAUCUCUGUUUAAAGCAGUUGGUUGUUUAGCUUUGCAGGCUCUGCUGUAUGGCCUGCAUUGUCAGGAUAGGGUUUCAGAAACAGGAAAAGGAAGUGGUUAUCACAGCCAGGCGUUGGCGAUCAGUGCUUUUUGUUCUGAUUGUUUCUGUACCAUUAAUGCUCCAUCCGCUUUCCUCCUGCCUCCUCGAAGUUUGAACCUGACCACCGCUAUAUCUGUGUGUUUUAAAGAUGUCUAAUUUUAUUCCUCUUUUUAAUGUUGAUAUUUUUUUUUUCUUUUUUCAAAGAUAAGAUUUACUGAAUACACCGUUUUCUCAGCAAGCAGAAUUUCACAAUAAAAUGUUGUAGUCAUGUUUAGUAAA